Molecule: messenger RNA, 365 nt
Organism: Heterocephalus glaber (naked mole-rat)
Lineage: Eukaryota; Metazoa; Chordata; Mammalia; Rodentia; Bathyergidae
Gene: Fam240a
Product: family with sequence similarity 240 member A
Source: RefSeq, a predicted model, not a curated record
AUGAACCACCAGUACACACGCCGCGAGGUCUUCUGCGGGAAUACCUGCCACGACCUCACGCGCUUCUGGGAGCGGGAGAUCAGCAAGCAGAUGCACCGCCGCCAGUCGGAGGAGAGCCGCCUGGGCCGGAGUGCCCUGAGGAAGCUUCGAGAAGAAUGGAGGCAGAAGCUGGAAUCCAAGCUGAGGCUGCGGAACCCAGACGAGGCCGAGAAGCGACAGAACCCCAGCUGAACCACAGCCUCUGCUCCCCUGCCCCCCGGGGUCCCCACGAUCGGGUCCCCAUGGAUCCCGGAGGGGACUGCCCUGUCCACCCCGCCGAGCCCCGCGGGUGGACCCCAUGCCCCGCAGCAGCUUCUUGCUCACGU